Messenger RNA from Phycodurus eques (leafy seadragon), 1651 nucleotides. It is a transcript of the gene yipf3, whose product is annotated as Yip1 domain family, member 3. The record is from RefSeq and is a predicted model, not a curated record. The coding region runs from base 189 to 1193 and encodes 334 amino acids. The transcript is spliced from 9 exons. NCBI's taxonomy places the organism in Eukaryota, Metazoa, Chordata, Actinopteri, Syngnathiformes, Syngnathidae. Gene Ontology annotation, cellular component: Golgi apparatus.
AUGCCAACGGCCACAAAGCAAAAAUAUUUUUUUUUACUGUUCAGGAGGCCGACUUGUCCCAUUUGAGCGCUUUUGUUUUUUGUUUUUGUGUGUGUAAAAGAACGAGGGAUCAAUUAGGGCUGCAGCCGCCGCCACGAGGAAACAAAAUCGUGUAUACGAACGAACGAGAACUUCGCAAAAUACACAACAUGUCUGCGGGCCCCGGGCGCACUAACACGAACACGGAACCGUGGGGAAGCUUCGACGACCACCUCGUACAGGGCGGCGGUGGCGGCUCAGCAGUCAUCGACAUGGAAAACAUGGACGACACGUCUGGCUCCAGCUUCGAGGAUGUGGGGGAGAUGCAUCAGAGGAUGAAGGAAGAGGAGGAAGUGGCAGCAGAGGCGGCGGAUGCCGAUGACGAGCAGGGAGACGACUUCUUGGGCAUGAAGGGCUUCAAGGGGCAGCUGGGCAGGCAGGUGGCGGACGAAGUGUGGCAGGCGGGAAAGCGGCAGGCUUCACGAGCCUUCAAUCUGUACGCCAACAUCGACAUCCUGAGGCCCUACUUUGAUGUGGAACCUGUUCAGGUGCGCAGCAGGUUAAUGGAGUCAGUCAUUCCCGUCCGCAUGAUCAACUUCCCCCAGAAGAUUGCUGGCGAGCUAUAUGGACCACUCAUGCUUGUCUUCACACUGGUUGCCAUCUUGUUGCACGGCAUGAAGACAUCGGGGACCGUCAUUAGAGAGGGCACACUGAUGGGAACGGCCAUCGGAACGUGUUUCGGGUACUGGCUGGGAGUUUCAUCUUUGAUCUACUUCCUGGCAUAUCUCGUCAAUGCGCAGAUCACCAUGUUGCAAAUUCUCUCCCUGCUGGGUUACGGGUUGUUCGGCCACUGCGUAGUUCUACUGGUCAGCUACAACGUGCACUUCCACCUGCUCUUCUACACCCUCUGGCUGCUGCUCGGAGGACUGUCUACCCUACGGAUGGUGUCAGCUCUGAUGUCUCGCACGGUGGGUCCGACUCCUCGCCUGCUGCUGUGCGGUACUGUGUCAUUCCUGCACAUGCUCUUCCUGCUCUACCUUCACUUUGCCUACCACAAGAUGCUGGAAGGGCUUCUGGACUCCCUAGAAGGAUCUAACAUGGCGGCCAUGCAGCGGGUGGCCAGAGACGUGGAUGACCGUGUGAGGCUGAAUGCCACAGUCGCCCUCGCCCUUUGACCCCCGCGUGCACAUCUUCGUGUUCAAAUGAUUCCCUUUUCAAAGCUUUUGCCUUUGUUGUCAUGAUUACCAUUGUGUUCAUACAGUGUAAAUAUGCUAUUUAUCAGUCCUAAGUUUAUGGAAAAUGCUUUAUUUGGCCUCACAGACAGACAAUGUGCGUGUGUGAAUGCCAAAGGGGUGUUUUGCAAUUAUUAAAUAUGUGAUAAAUCCAUCAUUUACAGAGAUUAAUAGAUAGGUAAAUAGAAUUCAAAUGGAUUUUCCUGUCCCCCGAAAACCUGCCAGUGUUAUCAUCAUUCAUGGCUAUUAGAGGAGCCUGUUCAUCCUUAUUGAAUGGAAAUGAGCAAAUAUCGGCGGGAAUAAUCGUCGUGCUAAUACUGCAUUUGAAGCACACAAGCGCCGUGGAAAUCCGGUUUGUGAUUAGGAGAAAGCCAAAUAAAAAGUUUUUUGCUUUAUUUUAA